CACUGUGAAAAUCAUAUAAAAUCAAUUAUAGUUUUAUAAAAUUAUCGUUUAAGUAAUUUUUGAAUAGGAAAUAUGAAUUAAUCGUGCAAUUAAUCGUGUAAUAUAAAAAAAAAUAACACUUGCGAUAUCAAUUUAAACAGACGGAAAGGCGAUUUAAAAACAAAAACGAGACAAUAAUAUCGAAAUCCUCGAAGUUAUCGAUCUAAUGAACAGCCAUUAUGCUGGAAUAUAUGAACCAAUCUAACGAUUCAUUUUUAUCCUGCGAUAAGCUUAAAACAAUAUCAAUUUUUUUAAAGAAGGGAAGAACCACUCAGAGUAGAGUAAUGGAUUUUAUUCUAACGAUACUUGGCUGUAUAAUCCUGAAAAUUGAUAAUCAAAUCUACUUAUAUGAAUUUAAGGAUAUUUUCAAUGAUAGAACCUUAAAAAAUAUAAAGAAUGACCUGGAAAACCUUCUGCAUUUUAAAACUAAAUUCUUUAACUUUUUAAUCAUGGAGUUAUUAUUAGAGACUAUUAAGAAAGAAAAUAAUUAUUUUAAUAAACGUAUCAAAUUCAAUAGAAUUAUGAAGAUAUCAAAUAAACAAUGUAACAAAGAAAUUUUUCAAAAAAAAGUCAAGGAUGUUAUAAAAUUUUUAAUUUUUCGAAAGAUCGAGAAAUUUUCUUAUCUUCAUGAUGAUAAUAGUGCAUUGGAUUAUUACAAAGAGAAAAUUGAUGUUAUACUUAGCAAUGAAAUUCGUCUAAGAGAUAAUAUAAUAAAUAAAAAUAUUAAGGAAAAAAACGAAGAAAAUACAAUAAAUUUUAUUUACCAUGAAAGAAAAAAUGAAUCUAUGAAUAAUGUAAACAAUUCAAAAAAAUCAGACUCAAAAAUAGAGUCUAAUUUCUACAAAACAUCAAGUUAUACUUGCUUCGAUUAUUUUUGCAGUAAAAUUUAUUGGUUGCUCUGCUAUGCAUGGUUAGGAAUUUUUAUAUAUUAUUGUUGCAUAUCUUUUUUUCCAAUUUUCCCAACAUUGUUAAAUAUUAUACAUAAAUUGAUAAAUAAUAAUUCAUAAUAUAGUAGUUGUACAUAAAUUAGAUAUAAAUUUGUAUUAUUUCGUUUAAAUUGUUGUUAAACAUGUUGUUGAUAUUGUUUUCUUCACAAACAUAAUAUAGGAAUUAUAUAUGUGCAUAAUAUAGG
This is a messenger RNA of Apis mellifera (honey bee), 1171 nucleotides long. RefSeq lists its product as uncharacterized. The record is from RefSeq and is a predicted model, not a curated record. NCBI's taxonomy places the organism in Eukaryota, Metazoa, Arthropoda, Insecta, Hymenoptera, Apidae. The transcript has a single exon. Bases 219 to 1046 code for a protein of 275 amino acids.